GCGUUGCACAAGUAAUUGGCGUUGGCGAUAAAGUUGAAAAUAUAAAAGUUGGUGAUUGGGUCGUUAUGGGUAAAUCUGCGUUUGGAACAUGGCGAACACAUGCUGAUGCAACACCAGAUGAUGUUAUUCGUAUUCCACAUGAAGGAAUUGGAAUAGUUCGAGCUGCUACUUUAACAGUAAACCCUUGUUCUGCUUAUCGUAUGCUAAAAGAUUUUGUUACAUUGAAAGAAGGCGAUUUUAUAAUUCAAAAUGGGGCAAACAGUGGUGUUGGACAAGCAGUGAUUCAAAUUGCUAAGGCAUGGAAUAUAAAUACAAUAAAUAUUAUUAGGGAUAGGCCAAAUUUUCAAGAGUUAAAAGAUUUCUUAAAAUCGAUUGGUGCAACAUAUGUAAUCAGCGACAAAGAUUUACAAGCAAAAAAUCAUGAAUUUGAAUGGAAUAAGAAUAUGGAGGGUAAAGGAAUUGUUUUAGGUUUAAAUUGCGUUGGUGGCAAAAGUGUAAUUUCCAUGGCAAAACUUCUCAGAAAUUCUUCUCCGUUAAUAACAUAUGGAGCAAUGUCACGUCAACCUUUAACGAUUCCAGCAUCGCAAUUAAUUUUUCAGGAUUUAAGAUUUUUUGGAUAUUGGAUGUCAAGAUGGAAUAAAGAAAAUCCCAAAGCAAAAAGAAUAGAAAUGUUGAAUGAAAUUAUUGAGUUGAUUAAACAAGAUAAGUUAAAAGAUGUCGUUUGUGAAGAAAAUAAUUGGGGCGGAAAUAAGAAAGAUGUAAGUGACGAUGCAUUGACGCAAAGAUUUUUGGAGAUAUUUAAAAAGGCUACGGAAGAGUUUAGAGGUGCAAAACAGAUUAUUAAGAUGAUAUAG
Racocetra persica is the source of this 854-nucleotide messenger RNA. NCBI's taxonomy places the organism in Eukaryota, Fungi, Glomeromycota, Glomeromycetes, Diversisporales, Gigasporaceae. The record is from the annotation of a GenBank genome assembly.